Molecule: messenger RNA, 1919 nt
Organism: Spea bombifrons (plains spadefoot toad)
Lineage: Eukaryota; Metazoa; Chordata; Amphibia; Anura; Pelobatidae
Gene: ANKRD34A
Product: ankyrin repeat domain 34A
Exons: 2
Coding region: 217-1842 (541 amino acids)
Molecular function (GO): protein binding
Source: RefSeq, a predicted model, not a curated record
CUUUCCCAGACAUGAAUUUUCUUUGGGAAUAUUCAGGAAUUUCUGGAAAGAAGAAAGCGGGUCUCCUCCGUAACCAGGCAUCCGAAGCAAGGUCUCAUCAGACGGUUCACCAGGAAGAAUACUCGGUUGUGAAAUGCGUUGCCCCAAAGCUCAACAGUAUUUGUGUCCUACUUUAGCUUAACAGAUAUUUGUAUCUGUUGCCGCCUACCGUUACCAAUGAGAGACUCCACAAUGUUUAAUCCAGAGGGCAGUGCCUUAUUAAAGGCUGUGUGGCAGGGCAAAUUCAGACUCACGCGUCUCCUGCUGGAGGGGGGAGCCUACAUAAAUGAAGGGAAUGCCCAAGGGGAGACGCCACUGAUAGCAGCUUGCCUAGCUAAAUAUGACGACCCUCAGAACAAGUGUCGGAUGGUGAAAUAUCUUUUGGAAAAUGGGGCAGACCCCAACAUGCCAGACAAAAUGGGAAAAACUGCUCUAAUGCACGCCUGCUGCAAUCUAACUGCGGCGGCUGUAGUUUCUGUGCUGCUUGAGCAUGGAUCAGACCCUAGUAUGAAGGAUUACUCCGGUACAUCGGCACUCAUGUACGCGAUUAACAAGGGGGACCGCGAAACCUUAAGGGUUCUCCUCGAUGCAUGCAAAGCUAGAGGCAAGGAAGUCAUCAUUAUUACCACUGAUACGUCUCCGUCUGGAACUAAAAAGACAAAGCAGUAUCUUAACUCGCCUCCGUCUCCAGGAAUGGACGAAAAACAAUCCCUGGCGGUAUGCAUGUCGCCGUCAGAUAUAGACAUAAAGACAUCCCUGUCCCCGGCUAGUGAAAAAGAAGAAGCAAGGGAUGUCUUUAACUUCAAUAUGGGGACCAGGCCCACAUGUGCUCCAUCCUGCAAACUUGACGUUAAGCCGCCGGAUCAUCCGCCCACCAAAGGUAGAAUGAUCAACAAGAAGCAACUAAAGAGGCUCAAUUCUGAACCUUGGGGUCUAGUUGCUCCAUCGGUGUUGCUGGCAUCUCAUCUAGCAGUACCCACAGAGAAAAUUACAGUUGAAGAAGAUGAAGAGAAGAUCAUUGCAGAUGUAAAUAAUCUGUCCAUUAACAAAAGGCCAGUGUUAUCCAGACGUCACAGCAUUGAAGGACAGGACUCAUCUUGCUUCAAAACCGGUGGCCAGUCGCCUGAAGAAGAUCCCUCGGCUCCUGACUCUUCAUGGGCUGACAAAGUCCAUCUCAGCCAUCUUCACCAGCCACUAUCAAGGCGCAAUACAGCACCCGAGGCUCAGGAAUCAUCAAAUGCCACAUUGGCUCCUACUGUAGGGACUGCCUUACGUGCAGUUGCCCAUCAUAAGUUGACUCGCAUGGACCACUAUGAAUCGGAUUCCCAUCUUUGUCCCGAUUCUAUCCCAGGUUCCCCAGACUCUGGCCGUGUGUCAUUAGAAAGGCGGAAAUACAAUGCUUCUCCAUUGACGCUCUUCACCAGUUCUUCAAGGGAGUCUUUAGAGAGCAUUCCCAGCGCCGUUUCACCGAUGAGUGUGCGACGCAGAACCCCGGGUCUCCUAGAAAGACGUGGAUCUGGAACACUUCUUUUGGACCACAUUUCUCACACCAGGCCAGGCUUCUUACCACCACUGAACAUCAACCUUAACCCUCCAAUUCCAGACAUCCGAUCUAAUGGCAAAGUACCUUCGCCUGUCCACGCAAGCCAGAAGCCACUUAUCCCCAUGGCCCCAACCUCUCCCAAACACUUUGAUGCCAAAGCAAAGAAAAAGCUCAUUCGAAGGCAUUCUAUGCAAACCGAACAGAUUAAACAGCUGGUCAGUUUUCAAAAUCUAUUUGCCCAAAGUGAAUCUACAAAUUAAUUCACAAAAAAAAUUAACAUUUCCAACUUUGGCCCACAUGAUCACCAGAGCCGAUACAAUAAUUAACUCUUUCAUGG